Messenger RNA from Apodemus sylvaticus (European woodmouse), 3278 nucleotides. RefSeq names its product F-box protein 34 (gene Fbxo34). NCBI's taxonomy places the organism in Eukaryota, Metazoa, Chordata, Mammalia, Rodentia, Muridae. The record is from RefSeq and is a predicted model, not a curated record. The coding region runs from base 502 to 2592 and encodes 696 amino acids. Gene Ontology annotation, molecular function: protein binding. The transcript has 5 exons.
UUUAGCCAAACAAAUGGGUUUCGGGGCGAGCGUUGGGCUCCGCCGCCCAGCGCUGAGCUCCUGGUCCGCCUCAGUCUCGGGGAGCGAGUCAGGCCUGCCGCUGCCUCAUCGGGCUCCCGCAGCCCCGGGCCAGGCCCCGGCCCGGCAGAAGCACAGGCUGGUGAGAUGGAAUCUGAUGGGAGUGGCACCCACCGCUUAUCAGGAAAUAGUGGGCUUCCUGGAAACAGAGGACAGGGCUUCUUACCAAAAGAUUCCAUGACUCCAGCUGUCCUCCUCCAUGCUCUUGAUACCAUCCCAUCGAUGGACGUCAAACCCAAGACUCUGCAUGGCACUCCAGCUGCGCAGUGCUGAGAAACUGAACUUGCCUCUGCCUCCUCCCGUGUGCAGAUCUGACCAGUCGUCUGGGCACCGUCCACUGAGAUGAACCGUUCUUCAUGCAGUUGUCGAAGCCAUAAACCUGAGGAUCCUUGACGCCCCUCCACCCUCUAAUUGGCGUCUGUUAUGCACCUUAAGCCAUACUGGAAACUCCAGAAGAAAGAGCGCCCUCUUGAAAUCAACAGGGACACGCUGAGCCCGCCUAUGAGCCGCGGGGACGCCGCUGACAGUGAUGGAAAGGGCGGAGCCAACUACGUGAGACCAACCGACCUGCCUUCGGCCUCCCUUGUCAAAGCAUCAUCUAGAAAGCCUUUCGGGAUCCUUUCUCCAAAUGUUCUGUGCAGUAUGAGUGGGAAGAGCCCUGUGGAGAACAGCUUGAAUGUUAAAGCCAAAAAGAAUGUGCCGUCUGCAGCAGUGCCCCAGAGUGAAGAGGGACUGCCGGGGAGCUGGGCUAUUGUCAAACCUGGAAACACGAAGGAGAAAAUUGCAUUCUUUGCAUCCCACCAGUGUAGCAAUAGGAUAGGCUCUAUGAAAAUAAAAAGUUCCUGGGAUAUCGAUGGGAGAGCCACUAAAAGGAGGAAAAAAUCAGGGGAUCUUAAGAAAGCCAAGUUACAGCUAGAGAUGAUGAGGGAGCUCAACAGCCAGUGCUACCAGGCCGAGCCUUUUGCCUGCGGUGUCGAGCACUGCUCUGUGCAUUACGUGGGGGACAGUGGGGACGGUGUCUACACUGCGAGGCCUCUGUCAGUGAUACAGAUGGUUGCCUUCCUUGAGCAGAGAGCCACUGCUCUGCUAGCUAGCUGCACAAAAAACUGCACAAAUUCGCCUGCCAUUGUGAAGAUUUCUGGCCAGUCCCGAGGUAUGCCACCUGCACCUGAGCCCUUCUCUGCUCCAGAGACUUGUGAAGAACCCAAGGAAAGAGAAAAUCCUGAGACUGGCAGAUCCCAGAGUGAGCCGGUCCGUGUCCUUGACAUGGUAGCCAGGUUGGAGUCAGAGUGCCUGAAGCACCAGGGCCAGCGGGAACCCGGGAGCUUGUCCCGGAAUAACAGCUUCCGUCGGAAUGUAGGCAGGGUGCUGCUCACAAAUGGCUCUCAGGCCAGCGACAAGGAUGAGGAGGGCUCUGCAGACACACCCGACACUCCGGGGCACCCCUUGCAGCCGUUAUCUGUGGGCGAAGGACUCUCCGUAACUGACCUUCAUUCUGUAGGGGAGCAGGCCUGGGGUGCGCCCUCUCAGAGCAGUCCCUCGUUGCCAGCAGGUGUGAGCUGCCACACGACCAGCACAGAGUUAGAGCCGGGUCCGCAAACAGCUGUGGAGAACUGCAGCCGGGGAGACGUGGAGAUGGCAGAGGGAUGUGAUGAAUUGCCUACAGAUGCUGUGAGCUGUAGAAGUAGAGAGCUUGUACCACUCACAAACCACAACCCUGAGCAGAGGCAGGAACCUCUGUGCGUCAGCAUCACUGUGUGCACAGUAGAGAAAGCCGAGCCAUCUGCUUUAGACUCCCUUGAAGAGCCUCUUCCUGGGAUGCUGUUCUUUCUGUCACCGGGACAGGACAAGCACGAGCACCCCAAGUUGAGUGACCACCCAGCGCCAGAGGUGUCAGAGGCCAGUCCGCCUCAAGAUGCUGCUGAGGACAGCAGUGCACAUGAGGAGAAAGAAGCCCCCGUGGAGCCGCUCGUCCCAGCAGCCUCUGGGGGAGGCAGCACCUUACAGGUUCUUGAGGCAGCCACUUGCAAGAAGCAGGUGUCUCAGGACUUCCUAGAGACCAGGUUUAAGAUCCAGCAGCUUCUGGAACCUCAGCAGUACAUGGCGUGCCUGCCCCACCACAUCAUGGUGAAGAUCUUCAGGUUGCUCCCGACCCUCAGCUUAGCGAUCCUCAAGUGUACCUGCCGCUACUUCAAGUCCAUCAUCGAAUACUACAACAUCAGGCCCGCGGAUUCUCGGUGGGUCCGAGACCCGCGCUACAGGGAAGACCCUUGCAAGCAGUGCAAGAAAAAGUACGUGAAAGGGGAUGUGUCCCUGUGCCGGUGGCACCCCAAACCCUACUGCCAGGCUUUGCCAUACGGGCCUGGGUACUGGAUGUGCUGCCACCAGUCUCAGAAGGGCUUUCCUGGCUGUAAGUUAGGCCUUCAUGACAAUCACUGGUUGCCUGCCUGCCAUAGCUUUAACCGGGCAAUCCAUAAGAAGUCAAGGGGAAGUGAAACAGAGGAGGAGUUCUGAGUCCACGGGAGAGGCGACAGGCCUGUGAGUCAAUCACCAGGGUCAGCCGUCAGGGCUGCGACCUCACCCGGCCCCUCUGGAGCUCUGCUCAGAUCUGACUGCCACUGCUCAGGCUGUAAACUGUGUCCCAGCUGUACAAGACUUAGCCCCAGGUUUUGUAUAGUUGUGCCUCACAUUCAACCUAUCCAGCUGUGAAGAACUCUUGCCUGUCUCCCUCCAUCAAGGCCAUUCAGAGGUCACCAGGCAGUCUCCACAAGGGGAUCCUGAAGUGCUCCAACACUGGCUCUGCAUUUGGAGUGAGUGAGAAGGGAAGCAAACCUUUGAGAAUUAUGCCUCAAAAAGGAAAGCCAGGCCCCUACCCUAGACCCGGAUGCUUGUUCCUGUGUGUGCGAGUGGCGACUGGAGACGGAUAUGCCCUGUGGUGUUUACAGUGUAUAUAAUGGUUGUGUCUGCAUAGGGCUGUGAACGUGCACAUUAAACCCGAGCGCCUUUACCUGUAGAUGAGUGCUUUGACCCCUCUGUAAAUAUCGUGAUUAAAAUUCAGUAUUGUAUAUUAUGAACAGCUGACUAAACAUAAUCACCACAGAAUAAGACAAUAUCAUAUAAUAGAUUAAAAUGUUGUGCAUCCUUUUGUCUGGUUAAAAUUUUUUUUAAAAAAACAAUAAAAAAUAAACCUUUUAAAUGAA